AUGGCACAAACAAUGGUUGCUCCAACUGCCUACACUUCAAUGCUUCCUUCGUUCAUGCACCACCACUAUCAGCAAAAACGGCUGAACAGCUCCGGCUCAAAUUCGAAACAUAUUCCGCUAAGUGAUAACACCAUUGCAAUAUUCGUGCUGCUUCAGAUAGUGAGUACCUGCUCCGCUCUUACCUGCAUGACGUGUGCAACCAGCAGUAGCACUCAUCAAAAUGCUAUUCAACUUGAUAAAUUCCGCAUCAUCGCACAACUACCAUAUCCAGGGUGUCCCAUGGAACCAAUACGAUGUGACCGGGAUCAAGAUGUCUGCGUAACGAUAACGAUGAACAUUAGAGGUGAUGGCCUUUACUGGAUUGGUGCUGGAUGUGAUCGACAAGAGUAUUUCCAACACAUUGCAUGUGAAAAUGUUCGAACUUUGACACGUAACGUUCAACUAGGCAUGGCACAGGAAUUACGUGUAUUGCAACGCGUGUGUGUGUGCACUUUCGACAAAUGUAAUACAGCGAUAAGGACAUACUUACUACGAAUUGAUAAACCAUUACACAUUAAGAUUCUAAUAUGUUUACUUGCCAUUUUUUAUAUUCACAACAAUAUUACUUGAACAGCAUCAACUUUACUUCCGGCCUUCGACUAUUACGAUAACGAAUUUCUGGCACUAUUCCUUAUAAAGAGUGUCCUCGACUGACUUUUCUAUUCGAA
Molecule: messenger RNA, 707 nt
Organism: Loa loa (African eye worm)
Lineage: Eukaryota; Metazoa; Nematoda; Chromadorea; Rhabditida; Onchocercidae
Exons: 1
Coding region: 1-609 (202 amino acids)
Source: RefSeq, a predicted model, not a curated record